Eucalyptus grandis is the source of this 1833-nucleotide messenger RNA. Its product is annotated as UDP-D-xylose:L-fucose alpha-1,3-D-xylosyltransferase MGP4. The record is from RefSeq and is a predicted model, not a curated record. The coding region runs from base 337 to 1407 and encodes 356 amino acids. The transcript has 4 exons. Gene Ontology annotation, cellular component: Golgi apparatus. Lineage: Eukaryota; Viridiplantae; Streptophyta; Magnoliopsida; Myrtales; Myrtaceae. Gene Ontology annotation, molecular function: glycosyltransferase activity.
AAGAGGCCAGCAUAUCACAGUUCAGAUCCGACUGUUUUCCCAUCGAAGCUGCAUCUAACCGCGCGGUCGCGCCAUUUACCCUCGAAAGAUCGAUUCACCUCUCGAUCUCAAUCGCCAUCCCCAUCGACCUUCGACCUUCGACCUAAUCCGAAGCUCUCGCGAUCCAUCGGAGAGCCUCCGAUGCUCGGCCGCUUCCACAGUCCCCCGCAGCUCGCGAGAUUCGAGGUCGGUCUCGCCCCGCCUCCGUCGCACGGGGCGUAGCGGGCGGUGGCGUAGUCGCACCGAGUCACACUCCAUUCCCCAACUCUCCUUCAAUUCCCUCCGCAAGCGCGAGCAAUGUCGUCGUUUCUGCACCAGAGGUCCCUCCCAUCCACGCUCUCCUACUUCCGCGAGCCGUCGUCUCCUCGCUCCUCCGCGCUCGCCCAGAAGCACUCCUCGAUCUUCGGCCGCGCCGGCCUCCUGGUCCUGCUGGCGGUCCUCGUGGUCCUCGGCGUCUUCAUGCCGUGGUCGGAGAUGCGCGAGGGCGCCUUCUGGAGCACGAGGCCCGCGCUCACCAAGUGGCGGGACUACACCCUGGCGCAGGCGGUGUCGGUCGUGGCCAAGAACGGGACGGUCAUCGUGUGCGCCGUGAGUCAGCCCUACUUGCCCUUCCUCAAUAACUGGUUGAUCAGCAUCGCCAGGCAGAAGCAUCACGAGAAGGUGCUCGUGAUCGCCGAGGACUACGCCACGCUUUAUAAGGUUAAUGAGAGGUGGCCCGGACACGCGGUGUUGGUCCCUCCGGCUCCUGAUGCGCAGACCGCGCAUAAGUUCGGUUCUCAGGGGUUCUUCAAUUUUACGUCACGAAGACCUCGCCAUCUGCUGGACAUUUUGGAGCUUGGGUAUAAUGUUAUGUACAAUGAUGUCGAUAUGGUUUGGUUGGCUGAUCCAUUUCCUUAUUUGGAAGGAAAACACGAUGUGUACUUCACUGAUGACAUGGCUGCUCCAAAACCCCUGGACCAUUCUCAUGAUUUACCGCCUCCUGGAAAAAAGGGUCGGACUUACAUCUGUAGCUGUAUGAUCUUCCUGCGUCCCACUGUUGGUGCAAAACUUGUGAUGAAGAAGUGGAUCGAGGAACUUCAAGCUCAACCAUGGACAAAAGCAAAAAAAGCCAAUGAUCAGCCUGCUUUUAAUUGGGCACUCAUGAAAACCUCUGGACAGGUUGAUCUCUACCUGCUGCCCCAGAAAGCCUUCCCCACGGGAGGCCUUUAUUUCAAGAAUCAGACAUGGGUACAGGAAACCAAGGGCAUGCAUGUUAUAAUCCACAACAACUACAUUACAGGCUUCGAGAAGAAGAUAAAGCGGUUCAAGGAUUUUCGUCUCUGGUUGGUGGACGAUUACGCCAAUGAGUCCCCGCUUGGCAGGUUGUGAGAAAUUCGUCGCCGCCUUUUUCCUUUAAGCGACGCUCUGUGACGAAUUAACCCUUGCUAAUGCCGACUUCUGGGGCUGUUUGUUGCUGCUGCCGUGACGUGCCGAGGUAGAUGAAGUCAGAGGACUAUACAUCAAAUUCUGCGGCUCAUAACACUCCCAGUUUCGAUUUUGCGGUUGCUGCUGGCUCUUGUUAGAGGGAAGAGCCUCUGUUUCAUUUAGUUACAUUUUCACCUAGAUUAAGAUCUUGCCUAUCGCAAGGCAGAGUUUUUAUAUUGAUUCUUUGUAUCACGAAUCGUAUAAAAGAAGAAGAAUCAAAGGCAGAUCGAUUCGCGCAUGUAAAGCUUCUUUGAGUUACGUUGCACUUAGCAUCUAUGGGGGUCCUUUGAGAGCACUCCAUGCUCCGGAUAAAUGAGCCGAUUUUCGUGA